This is a messenger RNA of Neoarthrinium moseri, 2859 nucleotides long. RefSeq lists its product as uncharacterized. Bases 1 to 2859 code for a protein of 952 amino acids. Gene Ontology annotation, biological process: regulation of DNA-templated transcription. NCBI's taxonomy places the organism in Eukaryota, Fungi, Ascomycota, Sordariomycetes, Amphisphaeriales, Apiosporaceae. Gene Ontology annotation, molecular function: DNA binding. The record is from RefSeq and is a predicted model, not a curated record. The transcript is spliced from 3 exons.
AUGGCCCCCAAGGGCACGGGCAGGGACGCCGACAAGGUCCAUCGCAUCGACCGCACCGCCGAGUACGACGACUUCAUCAAGAAGCUCGCCGCCUUCCACGAGAACCGCGGCACCAGCUUCGAGCCCGAGCCGCGCCUGCCCGUCACCGGCGGCCACGUCAACGUCGACCUGCUGAAGCUGUACCGCGCCGUCAUCGAGCGCGGCGGCUACGAUGAGCUGUGCAGCAAGCAGAAGGCCUGGGGCCAGCUGGCCACCGAGCUGGGCAUGUUCGCCGACGACAACAAGAGCAUGGGCCAGCUGUCCUUCCAGCUGAAGCAGGACUUCUACCGCUACCUCGGCGCCUACUGGAUCCACGACCAGUACAAGAAGGAGCCCCCGCCCAAGGAGAUCCUCGAGUCGCAGUCGUGCGCCACCAAGUUCGGUCCUAUCCUGACCCGCACUCUCGAGAGCUUCGAGCUGGCCACGGGGAAGCGCCCCGGCAGCGAGACCCCCGUCAAGGAGGACCGCCCGGCCGAGAGCACCCCCAUCUCGGGCAACCGAGCCUCCGGCCGCCUGCGCGAGGCUCCCGCCCAGAGGAUCCCCUUCCAGCCAGAGACGGGGCCGAGCCGCGCCACACGUCACAGCUCUUCGCAGCACAGCGUCAGCCAGCCUCAUGGCUCCCAUAACUCCCACACGCCCACCGGCCAGCACGGCCAGCACCACCACGGCUCUCAGCGCCACGACCCGCUCCACAUUGUCCAAGCGCAACAGGCUGCGCUACGGGGCGCGUCGAGCGCCUACACCCCGCCCAAUUCCGACCUUGCGUCCAGGCUGAGCGAGGCCAUCGAGCCUCGUGGGCCAAUGACUGUCGCCCUGCGACCCGUCAACACACCUGGAAACAACCCGGUCGAGUUUGCCAAGCGUCAGCGUCAACUCCGUCUAGCUGCCGCCGGUAUACCCGAAAUCGUCCCUGGCAGGCCUGCUGUGCCUGGAACUGGAUCGGAUGGACCUAACAUUUACACCCGAUGUCUCCAAUCGCUGCGCUCGGGCAUCCAAGCCGAGCAGGCCUUUGCACUGCAUCACCUUGUCAAGAUCUCGUUUGAGCGUGGCGACAAGUUCAAGUUCGAGUCAUUUCUUGGCUUAGCCGAGGGUUUGAUCGAAAAAGGCCUCGAGAUCGCCAGCUUGUUCUACCAUGUAGACUGGCAGAUCGACUACGCUGGCACUGAUGACACAACGGACAAUGCCGUUCUCGAUGGUGUGAACGGCAUGGACGACAUUCUCGACAGAAUACAGAAGCUGGAUUCUAAGCCUGUGCUCGACUACUUGCAGACCGCCGAGUUUUUGGACCGCUUUACUCGCAUCACCGAAUCUGUACUCACAAUUCGCAACAUGGUCAUGCUACAAGAGAACGCCAUCUACAUGGCCGAGGUUUACCCUCUCAAGGAUCUCCUAUGCAUCAUCCUCCAUCUGCCCAGCCUUGAGAUGCUCGUCGAGAUCAAGCAUUUCGCCCUCGACAUUGCUGAGCAACUGACCCCUUGGCUGGUUUUGAAAUCAGAGGAUCCACUGUACCAAUCACUUUUGGGCCAACUGGGCUCGACCGACCGCGGUACCAUUCUUACGGCCUUACGCGCCAUCAGUCGCAUCUCCAUGAACCUGGACGCAACGAACAAGCUACAGAAGGUUCCGGUCUUGGUUCUGCAAAACAUCAUGAAUUGGCUGCUCCUGAAUGAUGAAGAGUUGAUGGACGCUUGUCUCGACUUCCUCUAUCAAUACACGGCCGUCGUGCCAAACGUCGAGUCCCUACUCAGAUCCGUUGACAUGGAGCGGGCCAUUCCCCACUUGGUCCGGCUCCUCGCUCACGGGGCGAAAAGGGUGAAGGAGGAUUUGAUCCUCGAGGCAGAACGGAAGCUGAAUGCAUCGGAAUCCGUGGCAGCGCUUCCGCUGGACCUACAAGAGAAGCUCGGGGGCACCGACGAGCCGCAGCGGUGUUUCCACUGGCUGCAAAGCCUCUUUGAGGAAGACAGCGAGUCUCACAUCACACAGAUUGCCAUCUGGCAAGCGUAUCAGGCCUCGUUCGGCGGGCAGAGCCGCAACACGCUAAGCGCUGCCGACUUCAUCCGCAAUGUGAGCCACGUUUUUACGAACGCCCGGGCCCAGAUCAUCAGAGGCCCAGGCGAGGCACAGCGAUUUAUAAUAGAGGGCAUUCGUGCGCGCACGCUGCCUCUUGAUUAUGAGACCAAGGAGGAAUACGCAAUCUGCCAGUGGACCAUUGGUGAGGCGCCGUCGGCCAAGAAAUGCGGUAGCUUCUUUCCCGGAGGCGAGAAGCUCUGGCACCAUAUUCUUACAGCGCAUCUGGAUCAGAGCAUCGGCGAAGACGGCAAGUUUGAGAACAAGGAUCUCGAAGCGUCGUGUCGGUGGGCAGACUGCAGGAAAUAUCCCACAGCAACCAGGACCAAACUUGCCGAGCUCACGCGCCACCUGAAGACCCACGUCAACUCGUCCAACAAGCGCGGCCUGACUGACGGUAUCGAGGUGUCUGCCAAACGACAGAAGAGGUCCUACAUAGUCCCAGCCAAGACUAUGUCGGUGACGUGGGAACAGACGCUGAUCACUCGCGAUGAGCGAAACCCUCAGAUCAUCCGAGCCGCCGGUAUUCCCUUGAGUGCUGUCCUGGUGCUUCGCAACAUCGCACGCAAUGUCGUCAAGACGGAGUCGCAAGAGUUGCUGCUGAAGCGUGAGGAGGCUGGUGGUGAGACGGGUGGUUGGAACGAGAAGCUUUUCCGGCCCGUCAUGACUCGGCUUUUCGAGGUCAUGACGGAGAAUACCGCGAUGUCUGACUACAUCGCUUCGCUCCUCCAGCUUGUUCAGCAAGAUAUUUAA